Messenger RNA from Penicillium salamii, 1725 nucleotides. The record is from the annotation of a GenBank genome assembly. Lineage: Eukaryota; Fungi; Ascomycota; Eurotiomycetes; Eurotiales; Aspergillaceae.
AUGUCCACAUUCGACUUCAUUGUGGUCGGAAGUGGCCCGUCCGGCAGUGCGAUCGCCGCCGGCCUCGCCAAUUCAACCGCCAAGCCCCGUGUGCUACUCUUGGAGGCCGGAGAUGCCAAAGAGGACCGUAAUCUGCGUGUGGACGGUCAGCGAUGGACCACCUUUACAGACCAGUCCAUGAACUGGGGCUUCAAAACUACCCCGCAGCCUGACUGCGCCAACCGGGAAAUUGACUACAGUCGUGGCCGGUGUAUGGGUGGGUCCAGCGCCAUCAACUUCGGCGUUUACAGUGUCGGUGCGCGCGACGAUUACCAAGAGUGGGCACGUAUCGCUGGCGAUGACGACUAUUCCUGGCCAAAGAUUCAGCGCCGUUUCAAGGCACUGGAGACCUUCCAUGGCCAGAUUCCAGACGGCAUUGAUAGCAAGUAUGCGGACCCGAAGACCAGACAUCAUGGUAGUGAGGGGCCUUUGCAUGUUGGCUUUGCUCGCGAGUGGGAGCGUGAUUUGACUGAUGUCCUGGAUGUCUUUGAGGAAGCUGGCUUCCCCUUGAACCCGGAUCAUAACUCUGGAAACCCAAUUGGCAUGUCGGUUAUGAUUAACUCAGCCCACAGAGGUCUGCGCUCCAUGGCGAGUGACUUGACCAAAGGAAACGGUGAUAACUUGACCAUCGUUACUGGCGCGCCGGUGCAACGUGUGCUCCUGGAGGGCAAGAAGGCAGUUGGUGUCGAGUCUAACGGAAAGAAAUACUACGGCAAAAUGGAGGUCAUCCUGUCUGCAGGCUCAUUGAACGACCCCCGCAUCCUCAUGCACUCUGGAAUCGGCCCAGCAGCCCAGCUCCAACAAUAUCAGAUCCCCGUCGUGCACGACGUCCCCGCUAUCGGCCAGGGUCUGCGCGACCACUGCUUCGUCCCGAUGGUCAACACACGCACCGACACAAGCACGGACCGCAAAGCAUUCUACGGCGACAAGGACGCCAUGGAAGCCGCCUCAAAGCAAUGGCAACAAGACGGCACAGGACCCUGGGCGAAGUUCGCCUGCGAACUAGGUAUCGGCUGGUUCAAGCUCGCAGAACAACUCACCUCUUCUCCGGAAUUCAAGGCUCUCCCAGCAGACGAACAGAAAUACCUCCUCUCAGAGACCGUCCCCCACUACGAGGUCAUCACCCACUUCCCAAUCCACUGGUUCAUCCCUGAUUUCCCCGCCGACGCCCUCAACUACUCCUGCCUGCUGGUCUUCUUGUUCAACGCACAGACCCGUGGCGAAGUCACCCUCCAAUCCACGGAUCCCGAUGCCCCUCUCUCCUUCAACCCUAAGUUUUUGGCUCAUCCAUUCGACCGCAAGUUGGCCAUCGAGGCCCUGCGUGACUCUUUCCGAGUCGCCAAGCACGAUUCUUACAAGAAGGAUAACGUUGCUGAGCUGGCCAUGCCAAAGAGCGAGUCUGACGAAGACCUCCUCGAGUACUGGCAGCAGAACAUCUCGUCCAGCUGGCACAUGACUGGUACAGUGAAGAUGGGCAAGAAGGGUGAUGCGGAUGCAGUUGUUGACCAGGACUUCCGCGUCUACGGAAUCGAGAGCUUGCGUGUCGCUGACAUGGCUGUCGUGCCGGUGCUGGUUAAUGCCCAUGUUCAGUCUGUCGCCUAUGUCACUGGUGUGACCUGUGCGGAGAAGUUGAUCAAGGAGUACCAGCUCAACGGUGCUCCUGUCCGGGCGGCUAAGCUGGCUUAG